CACACGUCUCCACUUAUAUCAGUAUAUUUGUAACAGGCUAAACAUUACGAAACGUAUAUUCUAUAAAAUAAGCCUCAUGUAAUUGGACAGACUAUAAUAUCACUCCAUAGAGAAAAGGCUUAUCUGACGCGGACAGAUUGUGGGCAGAGUAAAUCCUCUCUGUUAGCGGCCGUAAUAAAUUGUUGGACGUGGAAUCAGCGGAUGAGACAGUUGGGCAAUACGGACAUCACAACGUUGUUAGACGUUUAUUUAUUUCUGUAUUAAAACCCGUUUCUUACGCCUAUAUAUAUAUUUAUGUUUUCUGCCGAAGACUGCCAGUAUUUACGUGGCUAUAAUAAUGGUGUGAAGGUGGAGAAAACAGCCGGGGAUCGAGGGACGGUAUGUUGAUCUCACCAACGUUUCUCCGGGAUAUCGGUGUUAAUCAGUGUCUGAACGCCGUUUGACGUGAACAUGGACAUCACCGAUGGAGCAGAGGAGCUUUCCUUGGAGGAGAUCUUAUCGUUGUACAACCAGCCGAUCAAUGAAGAGCAGGGAUGGGCUGUUUGUUACCAAUGUUGCAGAACUUUGGUUCAGAAACACCGGAGGAGACAGCCCAGGACCUCCAGCGCUUCAGUUGGGGAUUUACCGAGAAGGAUUGAAGGACCUGGAGAUGUGCGGAUUCUGAGAGAUGGAACAGUUGCGUUACACCACCGAGACAGCGCAGAUCAACCCAGACCUCCCAACACGUCCUUAGAGGUGAUUGAAUCUCUGGGAAUCAUGAUCUACAAGGCGUUGGACUACAGUCUGAAGGAGAGCGAGGAGAGAGAGCUCAGUCCGCCUCUGGAACAACUCAUCGACAUGAUGACCAACAUGGCAGAGAAGGAGAGGGACAGUGACCCCUGCCCUGAUGAAGGUUACGAGGCCAUCGAGGAGGAGGAAGACGAGGGAGAUCCAAAAACUGUCUGUCACGUAAAAGGAUUCAGAGACAUCAUCAUGCUGUGUACAUCCCACCUGCCCAGCCCCUCUGAUGCCCCUAACCACUACCAGGCUGUGUGUCGGGCGCUCUACGCCGAGACCAGAGAGCUACGCACCUUCCUGGAGAAGAUCAGGAGUGCCAAAGAGAACCUUCGGCGGAUGGAACGAGACACUGGAGAGGAACCAAUCAGAGAUGUCAACGAGCUACAGAACGCUGACUGGGCUAAGUUCUGGAUGCAGGUGAUGGGUGACCUGCGUAACGGGGUCAAGCUGAAGAAGGUCCAGGAGAGACAGUACAGCCCUCUACCUAUAGAGUUCCAGCUCACACCUUACGAGAUGCUGAUGGACGACAUCCGCUUCAAACGAUACAAACUACGGAACGUCACGCUGAAUGGAGACAUCCCUCCCAGGUUAAAGAGUGGUCAUGAGGUCAUCCUGGACUUCAUCCGUUCCCGACCACCUCUAAACCCUGUUACUGCUAGGAAGUUGAAGCCUCACCCAGCGUGGCCGCAGACCCUCCAUGAGCGUCUCUUAGAGGGCAUCAAACAGGAGAGGAAGCUACGGCCUGUAUCACCUGACAUGAUCCGACGCAACCGCCUGGACCUGUCCACUCCAGACGCCCCCAGGAAGCACGCCACCAGCACCCUGUCCUGUCCUCCAGCUCACGGGGUGGGAGGGGCUCUGUGUCAGAGGAAGAGGCUUCUGAAGGCGCCCACGCUGGCUGAACUGGGAAGCUCAGAGUCUGAUGAUGAGCCCAGUCACCGCUCCUCCAGUUUGUCAGUAUCCAUGUUGGACGCCUCGUCUCCGGGAUCUGUCCUGGGGAAGAACACACCCUCUAGGUUCCUGCCCAUCUCCAUGACUCCCCAGCCUGACAGUCGCCCCUCCCCUCAGAGGAGACGCUCCAAUGAGAAGGAGCCCCCCACCAGCGUACGACCCUUCACAGCCCCCACCAGACAGAGCUCCAAGUCUCUGGAGGACUUCUGCUACCCUGUAGAGUGUCUGGCUCUAACAGUAGAAGAGGUGAUGCACAUCAGACAAGUUCUGGUCAAAGCUGAGCUGGAGAAGUUCCAACAGUACAAAGACAUCUACAACGCACUGAGGAAAGGAAAGCUGUGUUUCUCCUGUCAGACUACAAGGUUCUCCAUCUUCACCUGGUCUUACACCUGCCAAUUCUGCAAAAGGCCUGUGUGCUCGCAGUGCUGUAAAAAGAAGAGACUUCCAUCUAAGCCGUAUGCCAACCUGUCCAUCUCCUCUCUGGGUCCUACUGCCACUCUACCCAGGGAGGAGGCAGAAGGGACAUCAGCCUUGGACAUCCCUUCGUCCAGCCAGCACCACAGCCGGACCGUCUCAAGGUUAUCCAAACGCAAAAUGGAGGGGUCUCGUGACAAGCUGGCUCUUCCCAAGGAGCUCACAGAGGAUUGGUGUACCGUGGAGGUCUGCAUCGACUGUAAGAUGUUCAUCUCUGAGAUCAUCUCCAGCAGCAAGCGCUCUCUGGCCACCAAGCGAGCCCGUCUGAAGAGGAAGACCCAGUCCUUCUACUUGUCUUCAGCUAACACAAACGACUACAGACUCUCUGAGAGGACCGUCAACGAGGUUUAGACUACAGACCCUCUGAGAGGACCGUCAACGAGGUUUAGACUACAGACCCUCUGAGAGGACCGUCAACGAGGUUUAGACUACAGACCCUCUGAGAGGACCGUCAACGAGGUUUAGACUACAGACCCUCUGAGAGGACCGUCAACGAGGUUUAGACUACAGACCCUCUGAGAGGACCGUCAACGAGGUUUAGACUACAGACCCUCUGAGAGGACCGUCAACGAGGUUUAGACUACAGACCCUCUGAGAGGACCGUCAACGAGGUUUAGACUACAGACCCUCUGAGAGGACCGUCAACGAGGUUUAGACUACAGACCCUCUGAGAGGACCGUCAACGAGGUUUAGCUUUAGGGUCAGACUUCUCUCUGUCCACUCCUUGGGGGCAUCUCAAAUCCAAAUUGUAUUUGUCACAUGCUUCUAAAACAACAGUGAAAUGCUUCCAUUUCAUGAACAACUUCUCCAUAUCGUGCUGCACUUUGACCAGAGCUCAAAGGGACCAGGCUGUUUGUUGGCAUUCUAGCUGUGUGAUGUAUUUAGGCUAAGACUGCUGACCCUAGCUGUCACAGUACUCUAUGGACCCUGGUCUAAAGUAGCGCACUAUAUAGGGAAUAGGGUGCCCUUUGAGACAGUCAUACUGUCUCAGCUCUCUGCUGCUAAUCACUGUGCAAUAAUGAUAGAGGUGACCAUUGUAGAAAAUGUGUUUAGUGUAUACUACCUACCUGGAUGGAUGGAUGGUUCUAGACAGGUGUUCAGUGUGUUAGUGUAUACUACCUACCUGGAUGGAUGGUUCUAGACAGGUGUUCAGUGUGUUAGUGUAUACUACCUACCUGGAUGGAUGGAUGGUUCUAGACAGGUGUUCAGUGUGUUAGUGUAUACUACCUACCUGGAUGGAUGGUUCUAGACAGGUGUUCAGUGUGUUAGUGUAUACUACCUACCUGGAUGGAUGGUUCUAGACAGGUGUUCAGUGUGUUAGUGUAUACUACCUACCUGGAUGGAUAGUUCUAGACAGGUGUUCAGUGUGUUAGUGUAUACUACCUACCUGGAUGGAUGGUUCUAGACAGGUGUUCAGUGUGUUAGUGUAUACUACCUACCUGGAUGGAUGGAUGGUUCUAGACAGGUGUUCAGUGUGUUAGUGUAUACUACCUACCUGGAUGGAUGGAUGGUUCUAGACAGGUGUUCAGUGUGUUAGUGUAUACUACCUACCUGGAUGGAUGGAUGGUUCUAGACAGGUGUUCAGUGUGUUAGUGUAUACUACCUACCUGGAUGGAUGGAUGGUUCUAGACAGGUGUUCAGUGUGUUAGUGUAUACUACCUACCUGGAUGGAUGGAUGGUUCUAGACAGGUGUUCAGUGUGUUAGUGUAUACUACCUACCUGGAUGGAUGGAUGGUUCUAGACAGGUGUUCAGUGUGUUAGUGUAUACUACCUACCUGGAUGGAUGGUUCUAGACAGGUGUUCAGUGUGUUAGUGUAUAAUACCUACCUGGAUGGAUGGUUCUAGACAGGUGUUCAGUGUGUUAGUGUAUACUACCUACCUGGAUGGUUGGAUGGUUCUAGACAGGUGUUCAGUGUGUUAGUGUAUACUACCUACCUGGAUGGAUGGAUGGUUCUAGACAGGUGUUCAGUGUGUUAGUGUAUACUACCUACCUGGAUGGAUGGAUGGUUCUAGACAGGUGUUCAGUGUGUUAGUGUAUACUACCUACCUGGAUGGAUGGAUGGUUCUAGACAGGUGUUCAGUGUGUUAGUGUAUACUACCUACCUGGAUGGAUGGAUGGUUCUAGA
Molecule: messenger RNA, 4328 nt
Organism: Salmo salar (Atlantic salmon)
Lineage: Eukaryota; Metazoa; Chordata; Actinopteri; Salmoniformes; Salmonidae
Source: RefSeq, a predicted model, not a curated record